Molecule: messenger RNA, 1222 nt
Organism: Chrysoperla carnea
Lineage: Eukaryota; Metazoa; Arthropoda; Insecta; Neuroptera; Chrysopidae
Product: retinol dehydrogenase 12
Exons: 4
Coding region: 119-1114 (331 amino acids)
Source: RefSeq, a predicted model, not a curated record
UUCUCUCUUCAGUGGCUUAGUCACUGCAUACCAGACUUGAUGAACAGUACUUUAUUGUUCAGUCAUCAAACAACACACAUACAACUUGCCACAUAGAUAUAAAUUUAUUUUUUGCAGAAUGUGUGAAAUAAUAGACUUUUUAAGAAGUCCUUUAGUACAAGUUCUUGCCUUAGUUGGAAUUGUGUUCUUAUUAACAGUUUUAUCUCUGCUACGAUUCUAUGCAUAUCUAACAUGUGGUAGAUGUACCAGCCGAAGUACAAUGGACGGUAAAACUGUAUUAAUAACGGGUGCUAAUAGUGGCAUCGGUAAAGAAACAGCCCUGGAUUUAGCAAAAAGGGGUGCACGCGUUAUUAUGGCAUGUAGAAAUUAUUCGACUGGAAAAGAAGCUCGAGACGAAAUAGCCGUAAAAAGUGGAAAUUCGAAUGUAGUUGUAAUGAAAUUAGACUUGAGCUCACAAAAAUCCAUUCGCGAAUUUGUCGCAGAAUUUUUACGCAAUGAACGCAAAUUACAUGUGUUAAUCCAUAAUGCUGGAACAGCUGAAACGCGUAUCCAAAUUACAGAAGAUGGAUUUGAGAAAACAAUGGCCACAAAUCAAUUUGGACCUUUCCUUUUAACACAUUUACUAAUAGAUUUAUUGAAGAGUACUGGAAACGCACGAAUUGUAGUUGUAGCAUCUGAACUUUAUCGUCUAGCUAAUAUUAACUUAGAUAACAUCAAUCCAACAAAUUCGUUUGCAAUCUACUUAUACUACGUUUCUAAAUAUGCUAACAUUUAUUUCACAAAAGAGCUUGCACGUCGAUUACAAGGAACUACAGUAACAGCAAAUUGUUUACACCCGGGAAUGAUUGACUCAGGAAUUUGGAGAAACGUACCAAUACCAUUAAACUGGUUGUUAGCAUUUGUUAUUAAAGGCUUUUUCAAAACUCCUUUACAAGGUGCACAAACAAGUAUACAUUUAGCUGUAUCAGAUGAUGUGGAUAAAGUUACUGGAAAAUAUUUUAUGGAUUGUAAAGAAUGUGGUUUAAGUUCAGGUGCCAGCGAUAUGGCUAAAGCUAAAAAAUACUGGGAAUUGACUGAGCAAUUAGUAUUGAAACCAAAUGAUCCACGUAUUUAAAGUUUUAAAUUUAUAUUUAUUUUAAUAAGAUUUGUUAUAGAAUCACGUUCCAUUCGUGUUAUUAUAGACACUUGAACUGGUUAAAGAAAAUAUGAAGAUUUUACAAAA